ACAAAAAUAAUCAGAAAGGGCAACGUAAGUUAGAUGCCAAGAAAAAGACGAAUUGAAAACUGCUAUGGACAUUCCAGUUGUGAGGAGGCGAGUAAGGAGGAUGGAGCGUACUACGUUGCUGUUACUACUUGCCUUGUUUAUUGCCGCAGAGGCCAGCGCCAUUAUAUAUCCCGGCCAGCUGGACCACACUGAAGGGGAUGAGUGUCCUAUUGACUCCGGCAGAACAGGCACAUGUUCCCGGUCAUGUGGAAACUUCCUCCGCCAGGAGCAGCCUCCCAGAUGUGGCAUCAAAGAUUCUGCUUUCCUCGUCUGUUGUGACAAAAUACAAAUUCACAGUUCCCUGCCAAUCACUGACGUAGCUCCUCCUGCAGUAACUUUCGAAUGUGGAAGAAAUGCAAGAAAUAUGUUGACGUUAUCAUUCAGCUACGUGGGUGAGAAGAAAAUUUAUGUCGAACUUGAAGAUUACGAUCCCAUUAAAAGUUACACUGAGAAGACAAUACUGGAAAAUGGUACAGAGAUUGUGACGGAAUACGAGGUUGGAGGCGUAGGGGGUGAGAUGGCAGAGAAAAACGCGUGGCCUUGGAUGGCCCUGGUUGGUGAGCGGAACGGUCACGGCAUAAAUUGGUUCUGUGGGGGGGUGCUGAUCAACGAACAGUGGGUUCUCUCUGCCCUACACUGCUUCUUAUACAAGAAGGCUGAGACUGUUCGUCUUGGUGAACAUAACUAUAAAGACGACAACGACGGGGCACUUCACCAAGACUUUGACGUAGUAGAGACAGUUAAUUAUCCUGGGUAUGCUUAUCCGGAGGCAUACCAUGACCUGGCCUUGCUUAAAUUGUCUUCGAGGGUGCAUAUACAGGAGUUCAUCAGCCCUGUGUGUCUCCCAUGGGCAGCGGAGAGCGAGGUGGAUAUCACAGGACACCCAGCUACACUCACUGGCUAUGGCGAUACUGAAUUUCAAGGAAUACCAACCUCCUACUUGCAGGAAAUCAACAUGACAGUGUUUCCAUCGGUCCAGUGUGACCGCAGCUACUCUAAUUUGCUCCAAUAUGCAAACACCUGGCCUAAGGGCAUCGGACAGGAGACACUGUGUGCUGGAGAUCCUAAUGGAGGACGAGACGCUUGCCAGGGUGACUCUGGUGGACCCCUCGUGACUCAAGACGCCCAAGGACGUUUCGUGCUGGCGGGAAUCGUGUCACGAGGAUACGGCUGUGGCCACAAGGAUUACCCAGGAUUGUACGUAAACAUACGCCACAAGCCCUACCUCACCUGGAUAAAAGAGAUAGCGUUCACUUCCUUAUGAGGAUUAUCUGAGAGAAUCAUGAACGCGAGACAUCCAGGAGAUGGUUGUAAAUGAAUCAUAAAUUAAAUUGAGUGAUAUUAAAAAAGAUAAAGACUCCA
Molecule: messenger RNA, 1401 nt
Organism: Portunus trituberculatus (swimming crab)
Lineage: Eukaryota; Metazoa; Arthropoda; Malacostraca; Decapoda; Portunidae
Product: venom protease-like
Exons: 9
Coding region: 65-1303 (412 amino acids)
Biological process (GO): proteolysis
Molecular function (GO): serine-type endopeptidase activity
Source: RefSeq, a predicted model, not a curated record